AUGCGGCGAAAUAAAGUUUGUAGUUUCCAACAAGUAAACAAAAGCAAAAACUUCUAUUGGCUCUUUUAUAUUACUUGGUAAAAACUCUGUUGAGUUUGUAAACAAUACAUAAAUCUAACAAUAUGAACAAUGUAAACUAGCAAGAUGGCGGCGGCUUUUACCCGCCACUAUACUGUAUAGUGGCAGCGAGCGGGUUAAAGCCGCCGCCGUGUCUGUCCUAUCAGUGAGUUGCGGUCCGGGCAGGUCCAGCCCACCCCACCCCAGCCCACCGCCUCCUUACCUCGGUCCCUCCGGAGAGAGCGUCCGUGUGUGGAAAGGCUUCUCCGACUCGUCUGACAUGCUUGUGUGUUUCGCGGCUGUCGUCGUUCGUUCUUGUCUGCGGUGGUUUGUGCUGCUGCUGCUGCUGCCUGCUUCGCGGUUGCACGGAGAUCGGAAACACACAAACGCACCACGCACGAGAAGUGACAGUGUUCCAGCCAGGUCCAUUGAGAGAGGACAAUGGCCCUGAGCGACGCCAGCGAUGACCUUCUGGCGCCCAUCAGUGAAGGACAUCAUCCUCUCAACGCCCAUGGAAACGCACCUUCAAGCACCGGUCCAGCAGAUAGCAACAACCAGGAAGUUACCACAGCCGCCCCCUGUGGGGAAGAAGGCCUUACCGGCACCCGAGAUGGCGAAUGUGGACAGCUGCACAAGACGCCCGGAUCACAUGUUCCCCAAAAAGCAAACAAACCAACUCAAAACGGUGGAGUCGUGAAACAGAACGGCUCCCUCCGGACCCGGACGCUGCCCCUUCCCGAUGCCACCACAGACACACCGAGGCUAACGCAGCACCAACUCCCACCCUCAUCCACCCCUUCCAUCCAGCCCCCGCAACUCUGCUGCCAGCAGUGUCACUUCCGCUCCACUUUGUGCUGCCCGUGUGUUCAGCAGGACUGCCCUCUCUACCCCGGCCCGGGUACGGGACACGGGCCUGGCAUGGUUGCUCACACAGGGAGCCCCCCAACCUUCUCUUGUUGCCCGCCUUCCUGCACUUACUCGCACCCCCGUUGUUCGCAUCCGCCCACCGCACUUUGUCUGCAUCGUCAUCACCAGCCCUGGCAGGAGCACCUCCAGAGUCCAACACAUCCGGCUGUUAUCAGUCCAGCACGGCCUUUUCGAUUCCCCAAAAGUUAUUCUGAGCUGAUAGCUGAUUGGCCGGUGGUGGUCCUCGGUGUUUGCACGGUGCUAAUUGUGGUGUGUGCCCUGGUGGGUAUCCUGGUUCCUGACCUUCCUGAUUUCUCUGACCCGCUGUUGGGUUUUGAGCCUCGAGGAACUGCCAUCGGCCAACGGUUGGUCACGUGGAACAAUAUGGUGAAGAACACGGGCUACAAAGCCACACUGGCCAACUACCCCUUCAAAUAUGCUGACGAGCAGGCGAAAAAUCACCAAGAGCCCAAGUGGCCCGAAGACCACUUUGACCGAGAGAAACGGCAUGCAGAGUGGGACUUCAGUAAGGAGUUUUUCUGCGAUGUGCCUGGUGCCAGCUACGCGAGGCUGGUGUUCUCUUCAGCUGAAGGGAAGAACCUGUGGAGUGUUCAGGCCAUUAAAUCCAUGUGCAAUCUAGACAACACUCGGGUGCGCUCUCACCGUGACUACUGGAGCCUCUGUCAGCGCACCAACGACGCUUCAUGUUGCCCCAGUUGGACCCUGGGUAACUACAUCGCUGUCCUAGCGAAUCGGUCGUCCUGCCAGGUGAUCACCGAACGCGACGUAUCGCACACGUUGAAGAUCUUACGCUCGUGUGCUAAGUACUACCACAACGGUACACUGGGACCGGAUUGCUGGGACAUGACGCUGAAACGCAAGGAUCAACUCAAGUGCGGCAACGUGCCUCGGAAGUGCACCAAAUACAACGCUGUUUACCAAAUAAUGCACUUUUUGGUGGAUAAGGACUUCCUCAGCGCCAAGAGCCUGGAGUAUCCGCCCCCCGUGCUCAAGCACAGUAUGCUCUUCUCGCCCACUGAGAAAGGGGAAUCCAUGAUGAAUAUUUACUUGGAUAAUUUUGAGAACUGGAACUCCUCAGACGGUAUCACGAAGGUCUCCGGUAUCGAGUUCGGUAUCAAGCACGACCUUUUUCAGGACUACCUCCUCACGGAUACGGUGUACCCUGCGAUCGCUAUUGUGAUAGUACUGCUAGUCAUGUGUGUUUACACACGUUCGGUUUUCAUCACUCUCAUGACGAUCAUCGCCAUCAUUAGCUCGCUUAUCGUUUCCUAUUUCCUUUACCGCAUGGUUUUUGAUUUUGAGUUUUUCCCUUUCAUGAACCUCACGGCUCUGAUUAUACUAGUUGGGAUCGGCGCCGACGAUGCAUUCGUGCUUUGCGAUGUAUGGAAUUACGCCAAGUUAGAUAAACCCCACGCCGAACUGGCGGAGACGGUGAGUGUGACUUUGCAACACGCCGCUUUGUCGAUGUUCGUUACUAGCUUCACCACCGCCGCUGCUUUUUAUGCUAACUAUGUUAGUAAUAUCACCGCCAUACGUUGUUUCGGCGUAUACGCCGGAACAGCCAUCUUAGUCAAUUAUAUCCUAAUGGUGACGUGGUUACCGGCCGUGGUGGUGCUACAUGAGCGCUACCUACCAAACGUGUUACCCUGCGCCAAACCGACACAUCAGGAAACUGGGUACGGGAUCCAGAUGUUUGUUGCGGGUCUUUGUGAGAAGAUUAACAAAUGCUUAUUUAGUAUCUCGGAAGCUUCCAGAAUCUUCUUUGAGAAAGUUCUACCCUGCAUUGUGAUCAAGCUGCGUUACUUCUGGCUCUUUUGGUUCCUCGCUCUCACUGUGGGCGGAGCCUAUGUGGUUUGCGUGAACCCGAAAAUGAAGCUGCCGUCGCUGGAACUAGCCGAGUUUCAAGUGUUCCGUUCAUCGCAUCCUUUUGAGCGUUACGACGCAGAGUACAAGAAACUUUUCAUGUUUGAGAGGGUGCAUCACGGAGAGGAUGUCCACAUGCCGAUCGCAAUCAUCUGGGGCGUCACGGCCGUGGACAACGGGGACCCGUUGAAUCCCAAAAACAAGGGGAAGUUGAUGCUGGACAGUAGCUUUAAUAUUGCCAGUCCGGCAUCUCAGCUGUGGAUCCUCAAUUUCUGCCAGAAGCUUCGAAAUCAGAGUUUUGUCUUUCAGUCUGACGAGCAGGACUUCACCAGCUGCUUCAUUGAGACGUUCAAGCAGUGGAUGGAAAACCAAGACUGCGAGGAAGCGUCUGUCUACCCUUGCUGCAGUCAGUCCAUCUUCCCUUACAAGCAGGACGUCUUUGAGCUGUGUAUCAAGAGGGCCAUCAUGGAACUGGACCGCAGUACCAGCUACCACCUGGACAGCAACACCCCCGGACCUCGAUUCGACAUCAACGACACCAUCAAGGCCAUUGUUUUGAAGUUUCAGAGCACCUUCCCCUUCACGCUGGCCUAUGAGAAGAUGCAUCAGUUCUACUAUGAGGUGGACGCUUGGAUCACAGAGGAACUGCGCCACGCCCCAUCCGGCCUAAGUCACGGCUGGUUUGUCAGCAACCUGGAGUUCUUCGACCUUCAGGACAGUCUGUCCGAUGGUACUCUUAUCGCCAUGGCGCUUUCAGUGGCCGUGGCGUUCAGCGUCAUGCUCCUGACCACCUGGAACGUCAUCAUCAGUCUAUAUGCCAUCCUGUCCAUUGCCGGGACCAUUUUUGUCACCGUGGGGUCCCUGGUGCUUCUUGGCUGGGAGUUGAACGUCUUGGAAUCUGUCACUAUUUCCGUGGCAGUCGGGCUGUCUGUGGACUUCGCCGUCCAUUACGGCGUAGCCUACAGGCUCGCUCCGGAGCCGGAUCGUGAAGGGAAGGUUAUUUUCUCACUCAGCCGAAUGGGAUCUGCCAUCGCUAUGGCCGCCCUGACCACGUUCGUUGCCGGGGCAAUGAUGAUGCCUUCAACUGUCCUAGCCUACACCCAACUGGGUACGUUCAUGAUGCUGAUCAUGUGCAUUAGCUGGGCUUUCGCUACCUUCUUUUUCCAGUGCCUGUGCCGCUGCCUGGGACCGCAGGGCACCUGUGGUCAGAUUCCUCUACCCAAAAAGCUGCAGUGUCAGGCUUUUUCUGAAGGCCAAAACACGGGUCCUUCAUCCCAAGGGAAGAACUCCGGCCUGGGGAAAUAUCAGCUGGACGGCAGGGACGGGAACGCAGAGCAUUACGAGUUGGAGCCAUUGGCGUCGGGUGAUAAAACCGAAGAUAACACUCGAGAGGACCACGAGGUUUGUUCCCAGCUUUGCAAUGGAAUACCCCAACAAACUCAGAAUAACGGGAAUACAAAGACUGAAAACGGUCUUGUCACCUCAAGGUGCCGGUACCCACAAAACACAAACUGCUCAUGCGGGGAACCCCCUCCGCAGUGGACACUACAAGAAUCGAACCCGGUCCCGGUUGCAGGAAAGCAUCCAAACAAACUCUUAGCAACAAUCCCGGAUCCGGUUUGCGCGCACAUGAAUUGUUGCAUGCACUACGUUCCUUGUCCACAUUUGCACCGCUGCACCCCGAGAAGAGAACUGUACCCCAGACAAGCACCUGGACUCUGCUGCCAUAUCAAGAAGUACUGUGUCCACACUGCAAAUACGCAGACCGUUCCAGAACAUAGACCCUUAACCUCCAACCAGCACACAACCCAAUCUCCUGGCUCUGUGAACGGCUCGGAGCCUAAAACACGAGAGACCGAUCAGAAUCUAGAAGUGCCAAGCACCCCAAGACAGACUCUGUACUCCCCAUAUCAAGAACUAAAACCCACAGACCCUGGUCACUGUAACCAUACAUCCAUUAUUACCCCGCUAACCCCGACAAUACAGAGUCAAACCCCUAGCGAUUGUGACGUCGUCACCGCCGCUCGGGAGGAAAGUCUCAAAAAGUACAAGCAGAACUUGAAACGGGGGAAAAAACUCUACUGUUUUAACCGGGCCUUGAAAGCCAAGUGCAACUCGGUUUCGGAGUUUAACGUGCCAAAAAGUGAAACGACUUUGCCUCCGGUUGCAAUAAACAACAGUCGCUCUUCUGAAAGCUUAUGCUAAGGAUAAUACACACAAAAAUCCACAAUAAUGGUGCCACUUUCAUUGACCCAUACACACUUUUGCUAACAUUAGCCACGUUUACAUAACGAGUUUUACUCUUUCUGAAUGGAAUCUUUCCGAAUGACCUUUCCGAAAACAAUGGAAUUCAUGGAAAGGAAUAUUCCAAUCGCGUGUGUACAUGCCUUCAAGUUAUUUCCUUUAAACUUAAAUAGCCAAAAACUUACCACUUCCACACGGAUAGGGAGGAUAACUAUUAACAGUUAUUUAACCUUUAACAUGAACAUUAAUCAAACGUAAUAAUUUUUUCUGGGUACAUGAUACCAUACAGCAUCCAUAUCAAACUUGCGCGGGCCGCACUAACGUUAAACUUUCAUAUCAAGGCGGGGGCCUCAAACUAGUGUCCUGCGGGCCACAUUUUGCCCGAGGGCCGCAUAUUUGAGACCCCUGGCAUGCAUGGAAAUGAAUAUUCCAAUCGCGUGUCUACAUGCCUUCAAGUUAUUUCCUUUAAACUUAAAUAGCCAAAAACUUACCACUUCCACACGGAUAGGGAGGAUAACUAUUAACAGUUAUUUAACCUUUAACAUGAACAUUAAUCAAACGUAAUAAUUUUUUCUGGGUACAUGAUACCAUACAGCAUCCAUAUCAAACUUGCGCGGGCCGCACUAACGUUAAACUUUCAUAUCAAGGCGGGGGCCUCAAACUAGUGUCCUGCGGGCCACAUUUUGCCCGAGGGCCGCAUAUUUGAGACCCCUGGCAUGCAUGGAAAUGAAUAUUCCAAUCGCGUGUCUACAUGCCUUCAAGUUAUUUCCUUUAAACUGAAAUAGCCAAAAACUUACCACUUCCACACGGAUAGGGAGGAUAACUAUUAACAGUUAUUUAACCUUUAACAUGAACAUUAAUCAAACGUAAUAAUUUUUUCUGGGUACAUGAUACCAUACAGCAUCCAUAUCAAACUUGCGCGGGCCGCACUAACAUUAAACUUUCAUAUCAAGGCGGGGGCCUCAAACUAGUGUCCUGCGGGCCACAUUUGGCCCACGGGCCGCGUGUUUGAGACCCCUGGUAUACCUGGAAAAGGAAUAUUCCUAUCGCGUGUCUACAUGCGCGGCUAUAAUUAAGCAGAAUAGUCAACGGGGCAUGCCCAGUAAAACGUAAACACCAACAUCACGUGAUACCGACUUCCUCCAGUUUUUCUUUCACUUGUUGGAAUAACUCCGUAUUGCCAGUUUUUCCUUCGUCCAGUCUUGAAAUUUAAUUUGAAUCAAAAACAAACUUUCCGCAGCAGUCCAGUGCUGAUUGCUCACCUCCAUUUUUUAUUUUUUUUAAUCGAAGAACGUCUCGAUCUGUGUGUUACGUCAUAUCUCAGAAUUCGCUGAAAGAACGCACCCGGGAACAGGAAAAGAUAAAGUUCAGUCUUGCUAAUAUUUUAUAAUUAAGCUCGGCACAUGUUUUAUAUAGAUAUGUAUUUUCUUUUUUUAAUAAAAGUGGACUUGUGAAUGGCGUAUAGAAGGGUUUAGAUUUUGUUCCACAGAUGGCGCUAAUGCACACCAAAGAUGCUUGCCAACCACCAAUAAACAACAGAAGAAGAAAAACACGAGGAAGAACAACGCAGUCUGACAACUUUCUGUUUGAGUGGGUACAAGAUACCUCAAUCGGAUUGGGGAAAGGAAUAUUCCAUCCCUGGGAAUCCCAUUGUAUAUUCAUUUGGAUUGGCACUUUUCUUUGGGAAUGAGGUGUAUACAAAGGUUACAUUCUUUCCGUUUGAGCAAAUAACCCGAAUGGAAUUGGAAUAUUUGGGUCCAUGUAUACGUGGCUAUUGUUCAAUAUUUUGCAGAUAUUUGCACAGGCAGGAAACCAUUGUACAGCUUCUUUGCUAUGAAAUAUCAAUAAAUGAUUGAAUGCAAUAACUAAUCAUCGAUUACACAUAUGUAUGUGCUGAAAAGAAAUAUUUCAUCCCCUGUUGCCUCCUUGUUAUAAAGGACUUUGUAUGUGAUUGAGGGAAUGAAGUAUUUGAUCCCUGACCAACCAAAGCAUUGUGACCUGUAGACAUGACAAAACACGACUAUAGUCACAUUUAUACUCUUUUUAUCUACAACAUAUUGCGCAACUGCAGGGUCUUGAGACACAUGCUAACUCGCAAACUAGAGAGCUAGCGACAUAAACGGUAUUUCCUUUCAACUUAAAUAGCCAAAAACUUACCACUUCCACACGGAUAGGGAGGAUAACUAUUAACAGUUAUUUAACCUUUAACAUGAACAUUAAUCAAAUGUAAUAAUUUUUCCUGGGUACAUGAUACCAUACAGCAUCCAUAUCAAACUUGCGCGGGCCGCACUAACAUUAAACUUUCAUAUCAAGGCGGGGUCCUCAAACUAGUGGGCCACGUGUUUGAGACCCCUGCUGUAGACCGACACAAGACUGGAACUACAAAAAAACACCAAGUCCAAAGUCCGGUUUUGCUUUGGUAACACUUAUUUCAGUAAAUGAAAUUUAUAACCUUGAUGUACUCACAGUUACAGCAGACACCACAGACCAUAAAAUGCAUCCAGGCUGGAUUCUGUAAUUCAAAAUAUACGUAGUAUAAAUAUAAAAUUGCCUCAUAAACGCCGGCGCCUUCUUUGCCACGUGUCUGGCCUCAAGUCAUUGCCAGGAUUAGGACGUGGCUCCACUUUACUUAUGUUGAUUUACACACCAUCAGAUUUUAUAUCACAGCAGCUCAGUCAAUAAGGGAGCAUGUCCGAAUGUGGUUGUAAAAUAAUUCAGCGCAUAGGGCCACCCGCCUUGUACAAUUACAAUACUUGGACAGUAAACACAGUACAGAUAAGCUGGCAUCAGCUAUUUAGUUAUUAUUCAAACAGGGGUUCUGAUUUACACUGUGAUGGAGAUACAGCGUUCUGUAUCUCCAUCAAGCGCAACGUUUUUUGUGUAUGACGCCAUAUUGGUUGAUGUGUUUACAUUGGAUGCAUAUUUAACAACGCUACCUGUGAUCGUCCUGGUCCUACUUUACUGUAGUUAAUGAAGUAGUCACAGUUUAUCAAUCUUUCAUUCGUGCACUUAAGUCAUUUUUUUAAAUUUUAAUGUAUGGGCCGACUUUUAUUUUACGAUAUUUUCCAAAUAAAAUGGUGACUUCUACUCGACUGGUUUCCAAUGAGCAUCGUUGCUAACUCGUUACUUUUCGGUUUAUUUCGGCAGCCAAAGGCUGCGGGAGUUACUAUGAUGCCUGACAACUAUCGAGCCAAAGACAAACGUCAGUGAUUGGUUGGUUGUACGAGGCGCCAAAAUAAACAGGAAGUUACGGCUUGGCUUGUCGCGAAAAUGGCAAGUCUGCAAGGAGAGUGAUGCAGCUAUGAAUCCAGCCGAGGGUGGUGUCUCUACAAGUCAAUUCACUCAACAUUUUCCAUUUCCAGCAGGAAGAUGCUUUGACAAGAUGGGAUGUCGCGUAACUGCAACUUCUGUGCUGAUACUUCCCACGUUCUUUGGAGGUCCCUGAACGCACCGUAGUUGCCGUGAGAUGCAAAAGCAACACUUUUCAUAUUCGGAGUAACCUUCAGGGAUUUCCUCUGCCCCCGACUGGAAGUCAAACGGUAACUUGGUUUGGUGACCUGUGGUGGGUGGAGCCACAAGGCAGGUGGAGGCAGUCAACUCUAUUGAUAAAUGGUGCAGCCACGCGUCUUCCUGGCCAGCCUCCUUCUUCACGUCCAGCUAGUUGUUCGCAUCUAUCCGUUUUUAUGUAUGCUGUUGGAGGAACAAAAGGUUGGACAAGGAAGCCUUCUUCAAGUGACUGGACCUGGAAGAGGAAGUAAGAAAAAUACAAUGGACUCACUUCCUACAUUCCGAAGGUUAUAGAAAGACAAUAUGAUGAGAACAAAAUAAUGUAGUAUACAUGUUCUGGAUGGCCGCCAUUCUCCAUACUAAUUCUCCAAAUGUGAUUGGAUAAGAUGGAUACCUGAAACAUAUUUGGAACAUGACUGUGAUUCUGAACAAGUACCCGCCCUAAGAGACUCAAUGCUAUUUUAAUGCCGCCCCGUCGUAAAAAGUGGGUGUGGUGGGAUGCAAUAGGGUGGAGGGGAUGUGACCCCGCCGUGCAGGGAAGAGAAUUCUUUGUUCACACAUCGCAAACAAAAUAACCACUUCAAUGUUUGUAUUCGAGUCAUGGCUGCUGAAUGGAGCGUUGCCGAGCAGCCCCAGUGGCUCUGUUUUGAAUCUAAACUGGAAACCAGCCUGGCGACACAAACGCAGACCCGGUUGGUCUCGGUAAAUAUUUUGACCGAUAUCUAUCGUGAAUGCCCACGCUGAGCUUAGCCAGUUCCAGGCGUAACCAAAGUUGGUAUCGCCCACGCCAAACGUUAUCUUGUGUUACGACAGCAGUUCGGCUCGUCACUGUGUUGUGUUCGCCGUUUCCAUAGCAAAAAAUUUCCAUGGUUUCCAUGGUUAAAUUGUGUUGAGUUUUGAGACGUAGGAUACUUAAAUACUUAAACUAUAUCAGGAAAGCAGG
Doryrhamphus excisus (bluestripe pipefish) is the source of this 9541-nucleotide messenger RNA. The record is from RefSeq and is a predicted model, not a curated record. Lineage: Eukaryota; Metazoa; Chordata; Actinopteri; Syngnathiformes; Syngnathidae.